CCCGGGACGCCCGGCCGGGGUCCCGGUCCAUAUCCCACCAAAAAAAAAAAAAAAAAAAAAAAAGCCAUGGAAGUGACACCAGCAGUACCUCAAGGUCAACGGAUGACCGAAGAAGAAGCAAGCAGAAUUCGCCAGCUGUUGGAAAAAUGUUACGAUGAUGGUUUAUCUUCAGAGAACAUAGGAAGGGAGAUUGGAACGGCGGAGAUCCACGAUGACUAUGUGGUGUUCAUCCUGGAGGAUGACAUAGACGACCUGAUAAUUGAGUGGCUAAAGGCGCGAACAGUCAUUGUCAUCUUCCAAGUCAAGGAUCAGACCUUGAGUUUGUUGUAUAGAGAGCAGUUAAUUCGGAUUUAUGAAGACGGAUGGUAUCGGGAUCCUGCCAUCAACCCAACAGCCAAGCGGGGGCGGACGCACGGGGAGGGUCCAAAAGUCAUGUCAUACGUGGCAAGAGCCCCUGGAAUUGCACAACGGCUGACGACGUUGGGUUCGGUGGACGUUCCACGCAGGGAAGGCAGUUUCAAAGUCCUCUUCAAGCCUUGGAUGACGAGAGCCGAGCCAGACCAGAUGAGAAGUCAGGAGCAGGCGGCGAAAUUUCGACUAAUUGCCUUGCGAGUUCCGCUGAUUUCUAUGCGGUUACAGAUGAUGGUAGGAGAGUUGUCUUUGCGGUCAAUUGAGGAGCCAGAAGACGAAGGGGGAGCGAUCUCUAUGGCUGUUUGGUUGAAGAAAAUGGUCGACGACAUAUUGGAUAUCAUCUGGUGGCUGGAGGAGGGGCCGGAUCCCCAGUUGGAAGCCUGCAUCGUCUGGAAGAGGGCAGAGGCCAUGAUGUCUACCUGCUAUGACCUCUUCACUGAGGGUCGCAACCUGCGCUAUAAGCUUGAAGACCGGUUGAAGGGCAAAGACGACCUGGAGGGUGAGGAUUGGCAGGAGGACGGAGCGCAGGGAGAUGAGGUUGACUCCAACAUCAGCAUCAACAACAACAACAUCAACGAUAACAACAACACCAACAACAACAACAACAACGACUACAACAACAACAACAACGACAACAACAACGGUUACAGCGGCAACAAUAAUGAUGACAACAUCAGCAUCAAUAACCAAAACGUCAACAACAACACCUACAACAGGAGCGCUGAACAUGGCAGCAGCGGGGUGGAGAACGCUAGAAGACGAAGGGGAGCGAUCUCUAUGGCUGUUUGGUUGAAGAAUAUGGCCGACGACAUGCUGGAUAUCAUCUGGUGGCUGGAGGAGGGGCCGGAUCCCCAGCUAGAAACCUGCAUCGACUGGAAGAGGGCAGAGGCCAUGAUGUCUACCUGCUAUGACCUCUUCGCUGAGGGUCGCAACCUGCGCUAUAAGCUUGAAGACCGGUUGAAGGGCAAAGAUGACCUGGAGGUUGAGGACUGGCAGGAGGACGGAGCGCAGGGAGACGAGGUUAACUCCAGCAUCAGCAUCAACAACAACAACAUCAACGACAACAACAUCAACGACAACAACAUCAACGACAACAACAUCAACGACAACAACAACAUCAAUAACAACAACGACUACAACAACAACAACAAUGACAACAACAACGGUUACAGCGACAACAAUAAUGAUGACAACCUCAACAUCAACAACGAAAACGUCAACAACAACACCUACAACGGGAGCGCUGAACAUGGCAGCAGCGGGGUGGAGAACGGUGCCCGCACAUAUCUGAUCAUCGUCAGCGACAUGGGAGAGAUGCCGCAUGUGGAUGCGGUGGAAUUCGGGGUUGACAACAACAACGGCGUGGGCGGCAACGACGAUGAUGGUGGCAGGGAUCACCAUGACAACAGUCACAACAACGACAACAAUAACAAUGUCGACAACAACAACAACAGCGGUGAUGGCGGCAGUGACGAUUACGGCGCCAACGACGACCCCAGCAGCAGCAGGGCAGAGAGCAUCAGCAUGACGGGAGAGAUGCUGCAUGCGGACGUGGAGGGGAGUGGGCUUGACACGGAUAAGAGGUUUGCCAAUUUCCCCCCCCUCCCCCCUCUCAACCUUGUUGGUUGGCUGAAGUUAGGAGUGGGAUAGUCACAGUUGGGACUGGGAUAGUAGCUGUUGAGUGGUGUUGUCCGGCCCACAAUAUCAAUCAACAUCGGACUGCUGA
Molecule: messenger RNA, 2137 nt
Organism: Chara braunii
Lineage: Eukaryota; Viridiplantae; Streptophyta; Charophyceae; Charales; Characeae
Source: the annotation of a GenBank genome assembly